AUGGUAAGCUCUAAUUGUUCCACUGAGGACUCCUUUAAAUAUACUUUAUAUGGGUGUAUCUUUAGUAUGGUGUUUGUUCUUGGCCUCAUAGCAAACUGUGUUGCUAUCUACAUUUUUACUUGCACAUUAAAAAUGCGAAAUGAGACCACAACUUACAUGCUUAAUUUAGCAAUAUCAGAUCUGCUUUUCGUGUUUACGUUACCCUUCAGGAUUUAUUACUUUGUGGCAAGAAACUGGCCAUUUGGAGACAUUCUUUGCAAGAUUUCAGUCACCCUCUUUUAUACAAAUAUGUAUGGCAGCAUUUUAUUUCUGACUUGCAUAAGUGUAGAUCGCUUUUUAGCUAUAGUACACCCCUUUCGAUCUAAGACUCUCCGAACCAAAAGGAACGCAAAAAUUGUCUGUGUUGCAGUAUGGAUAACCGUGUUAGCAGGCAGCACACCGGCAAGCUUUUUCCAGUCUACAAACCGCCGUAAUAAUACUGAACAAAGAACAUGUUUUGAAAACUUUUCAGAGGACACAUGGAAAACCUACCUAUCCCGGAUUGUUAUCUUCAUUGAAAUAGUUGGGUUUUUUAUUCCCCUCAUCUUGAAUGUGACCUGCUCUACUAUGGUCUUACGGACUUUGAAUAAACCGCUUACUUUAAGUCGGAAUAAAUUAAGCAAGAAAAAGGUACUCAAAAUGAUUUUUGUCCAUUUGGUGAUAUUCUGCUUCUGCUUUGUGCCUUAUAACAUUACCUUAAUACUUUACUCCCUUAUGAGAACACAAACUUGGGUUAAUUGUUCAGUGGUAACUGCAGUCAGAACUAUGUACCCCAUCACUCUGUGCAUCGCCGUUUCAAACUGCUGUUUUGACCCCAUAGUCUAUUACUUUACAUCGGAUACAAUUCAAAACUCGAUAAAAAAGAACCGGUCCACUAGACCACGGGACAUCAGAUUCUCCGAAAGGCCAGUUUCGGAAAACUUCAUUCAACACAGCCUUCAGACCGUAAAAAUGAAAAUAUUUGACAGUGACUCCACAAUAUAAACUAUACUAAAAUACUACUGGGACUAAACUGGAAUUAAAAGCCUGCACAUUUCUUCA
Messenger RNA from Charadrius vociferus (killdeer), 1080 nucleotides. RefSeq names its product lysophosphatidic acid receptor 6 (gene LPAR6). Gene Ontology annotation, cellular component: membrane. The record is from RefSeq and is a predicted model, not a curated record. Bases 1 to 1023 code for a protein of 340 amino acids. Gene Ontology annotation, molecular function: lysophosphatidic acid receptor activity. The transcript has a single exon. Gene Ontology annotation, biological process: phospholipase C-activating G protein-coupled receptor signaling pathway; positive regulation of Rho protein signal transduction. NCBI's taxonomy places the organism in Eukaryota, Metazoa, Chordata, Aves, Charadriiformes, Charadriidae.